This is a messenger RNA of Vicugna pacos (alpaca), 363 nucleotides long. The record is from RefSeq and is a predicted model, not a curated record. NCBI's taxonomy places the organism in Eukaryota, Metazoa, Chordata, Mammalia, Artiodactyla, Camelidae.
AUGACGUGCACGUCUGUUGUGCUCGGUCAACUCUCACCGCCACCAUCAUUGCGGAACACCUUACAGUUCACGAAAACUCACUUUCACUUAUACACUAUCCAUUCUACAGAUGAAGAAUGCAAGUCCCAGGAGGUUCACUGGUUAGCCUUCGGUAAAGAUGUCCCAUCCACUUCUAAUCAGGAAAAUGAGAACGGCAGUGGUUUUGAAGAAGUGAGCUACACUGUCAUUAAUCACCUGCCCUAUCGGAGACCCUCUCUGAGCUCCAAUGAUGAUGGUUAUGAGAACGUUCUGUCUACCACAGGAAGAGAGAGACCAUUAAGAGAAGGGUCAGAAACAGAAUAUGCCCGUCUCAGGACAGCUUCU